AACGUCGAUUCGGCUCGAACUUUGGAAAAGUUCACCGUGGUAGGCACCGCGGAUGCGAAACUGUAACUCCGACGAGUGAGAAGGUGUUCUUUUUUCGCCGAAAAACGGAGGUAAUAAGGAAGUAAUGUGUUUAUUGUUGCCGUAUUCAAUUAAGUGCGACUGCAGUGGAUUGCGGGAAAAGCAGUGAUCGCAAACGUGACCGAUAUAGUGUUCGCGCUGGUGUGCAAGUUUCGUUGAAAAUUGGGCAUCUUAAUUUCCCCACCAAGAAGAUCCGCAAGGAUUUUCGGGAGGAUGCCGGAAGGUCCGGAUAGAAUGGAAGAUUAUACCGCGAUUUAUGAAGCCUUACGAAACUUUCACGGUGAUUUGGUGCAAACGGGCAGUCCUGUCAUUAUGUGUUCCGUGCUACCGCCGCAUUGGAGGUCGAAUAAGUCCCUACCGGUACCGUUCAAGGUCAUCGCGCUUGACGAAAUCAAAGACGGCACUAUGGUUACUAUCCGGGCCGGUAAUGAAGACAAUUCCUGCGCCGAACUGAGAAAUUGCACAGCUAUCAUGAAGAACCAAGUCGCCAAGUUUAAUGAUCUCAGAUUCGUUGGCCGUAGCGGAAGAGGAAAAUCGUUUUCGCUGACUAUUCAGAUUAGCUCGACGCCGUUCCAAGUAGCCACAUACACCAAAGCCAUCAAAGUAACAGUAGAUGGACCAAGAGAACCUCGAUCCAAGUCAAAUUAUCAAUAUGGACCUGGAUUUCCCGGACUAGGUUUACUCACCCCCUGGCUAGAUACGACGUAUUUCGGAAGCCCCUGGUCACACAUAACGUCACCUGUUAUAAUUAAAGGGUCCCUGCCGAUACCAGCGCACCCGGAAUUGUUCUCGGGCUUCACGCCGCCAGUUGUGUCAUACCCGUUUAUGCCGUACCCACCAACAACGACCACCUAUGAACCGACCAGCACGGUGACGACGACGACGACGACGACGACAACCACGACGACGACAACGACGACGACCACGGGCAUGCACGCGAACAGUCCGUCCAGAAGCGCGUCGUCACUGAGCCCCAACAGUGGAUCUAGCAGCGGGUUCAGCAACGGAUCCGAGGGAGCAAGAGGUACGUGUGGCGAGGAGGCUCGAAGUGCCUUCAUACGCAUCAAAUUAAAGACCAGCGAGCCGCCGAGGCCAUCCACGACACCGGAACGAAACUCAUCGUCCCCCGAAAAAGAUUGCAGUGAGACGAAAAAAACGAAGGUGCCGAAGCCAGUAUGGAGGCCGUACUAAUCCAAGUAGGCGAGCAACAAGGCAUCGAUACUCGAUUCGAAACGCGGUGAGGAGAAAUGACGGAUGAAAGUCCUGCCGCAAUUGUCAAUAAGCAAUUAUCAUAUAUUGUAUAAACAGUGGCAAACGCGUACAUAUGUAACGUAAACUUAUAAUAAUUAUUUACGUGAAUACUAUUGAGAGAAAUAGUAUUGAGAGAAAAGAAUUAUACUUAAAAAGUAUGAUUCAAGCAGUAAACGCAAUAAUGAAAUAAACUCUCGCCUAGCGCCGCGUGCAGAUAGCGAACCGGCAGUAACUACGAAGUGAGACUCUCCAAUGAAUUUCGCAAGCCGAUGAAUGAGUGUCUCAUCUUCGUUAUUGUCCUAAUAAUGAUCUGAAAAUCUAUUAUUUUUCGAAGAAAUAAUACUGGCACGAUAUCUAAAAUAUUGGCAUUUAGAAGUGACAAUACUUGUGGAUAAAAAAACGUUCAUGAUAAUAAUCACGAAAUUUUUUAGUUGCUUAAGUAUAAAUUUCUCGAUAUCGCGACAAUUUGUAAUAUUAAUAUUUGUACAGCCACCAGAGAGUCACUACGCCUCGUUAAAAUUUGGCGUUGAUAUCAUAAUAUAUGAUAAUUGUACACAGACAAGUACAGUGGGGUUCUGAUUGGCCAUUUCUUUCCCUCGUGUUCUGAAUUGUCUCAUCAAGAGCCCCGUACUGUACUAUUUAUAUGUAUGGUUACGUUGGAAGGCUAGUGAUAAUGUUUAUGACGGACAUCCGGAACGGCCCGUCCUCGAUCCGAAGAUAAAAAAAUAAAAGUUUCCGAAGUAAAUGACAAAUCCUUGUUCUCAUCGUAUACCCGAAUGUAUUCUGCUUCUUCGGUUUUACGAAGACGCAGAUGGUGAGCACGAAGAAAUCACGGGACUAACGCGGGAAUAGUGAUUCAACCGGUAGCACAGUGGUACGACCGGUAAAUCGAUCGAAACCUAAAUGUUGUUCACAAUGCAUUUUUUGUAAGUGUAAAUAAUUGUAUAUAUUCGACUUGUACAUAUCGUGUAGAUAGUACAUGGACAAUAAUAUAGCAUAGAAAAGUGUGAAGACUUAUGUAUGCUACCGUCUCGGAAUACUUAAAAAUACACCAAUUAAGACAAGUAUAAAUAUUGUUACGUCCCGAGGUAUCCCGGAACUACCUCCUCCCCCCCUGUUUUCUAUCGCUCUUCUUUUUCGCUCUCCCUUUCCUACACUCUUCUUUCAUCCCGGUAGUCGCCUGUUGACAUCGUACCGUUUCUGCUUCCAAAAUCAAUUAUAAUGUUUGUAGUCUCGACCGUAUCGUUAUAUUUUGUUUCAUUAAAAUAAUUCACAUCUUUUACUUACAGCUUUUCGAGCUUAUUAAAUUCAAUUAAAUUAGAUCCGGCAGUCACUGCUGUCGAAUAGCAGAAGUAUCGUUACGCAGACUGACCACCAAAUUUUAAGCAAAAUAAGAAUCUCUUCAAGGAUCAUCCGUGAAGGCUCCGUGACUUAUCAGCGCGCGAAAGCCUAGUCCCCGCGUCAUUUACCAUUUAUAGAAAAUCUCAUAACUUCCCUCAUUUCUAUUAUUGUAUUAAAAUUCAAAAUUGAUCCGAUAAUUCCGCGCCUUCUGACCUUAUUGUCUCACCGAUCAUGCUCGGUGUAUGAAAUGGGUUAUGUUAUGCGAUUUUUAGAUAUCAUGUGCAAUUUAGAUAAACUAAAUUUUUCCGCUUCGUGAGAACGGAUGUGCAUGAUCCGACUCUCGUCUUAUCUCUGUAAACCUAAGACCACCGUGGAACACCAAGUCCGUUGGUGUUCCCACCGAAAAUGCUGACCAUUGCAGUUGCGGAAAGAAGAGGGAGACUAGAACGAGCUUAUAAAUAAAAACCUCUUCUUUAAGCAGUCAGUUCAGAGUUCCAAGUUCCGAGUCUCAAGUCUUGAGUCGUCAGUUGUCAGAUUCAGUUCUAUUCAAAACUAAGUUUUGAGUAUCGGUCUCCUUUUCAACCUUCGCGGUUCUUAGUGAAGUCACUUCGGUACCCAGUCAAUCACGAGAAAUCGCAUCUCUGAGAAAAUCCGUGUGGUGCAUCAGCAAGUGCCAGAUAUUGUGAGAAAUCUCAGCCAUGCAGCCUGCCUCCCCUCCCUCUUCUUUCAAGGGCAAAGUACUUCUUUCAAUCUACUAUAUUGAACCAGCCGACAUCGAAAGUCUACCUUUAUAAACUAAUAAUAAUAACACGAGCCGGUAUCCAUACUUCAAUACAGUCCGACGCAGUUAAUCUUAGUCUAUCCCUUCGGGUCAUUGCGAAAAACUUGUUGCCAUCUCGACCGAGAAUAAUCCAAAUUUCGUGAAGACGGUAAUAAAUUAUAUUACUAUUUCGUUUUAUUUUGUUCUUGUCUCUUUUCUUAUAGUCCUGUUAUUCCGAUCCCACUUCAAAACCACGCGUAAAAUCUUCCCACCUUCCCUCUCGGCUUAAUUAGCUGCUAAGCGUGGCGGAGCCGCUCCCGCUACGCAUGUCGCGGACCGUCCAGGACGUAACAAUAUCUUAUAUCUUAUAAAGAUAUUUUUUUCAAUUUAUUUUUUCAUUAUAUGCGUAAUCCGAGAUUAAUGCAUAAAAUUAGUUCAAAUAAACGUUACAUAACAUGAUUAAUUUUUGAAGGGUAUAUAAAUCGAUACUGUGAAUUGUUACUCUGCCAAAAUAAUUGAUUUCGAAAUUUGCAACUGAAUCGGUCCCUGUAAUCACUACGUCGAAAUCACGAAGGAGCUAUUGUGAAACUGUCCGAGAAGGUUUCGAUAUAAAAUCAUUUCGUUCCUUCCAUCAUACACUUGUAAUAAAUUAUUAUUAGUAUCUAUAUUGUACUCGGUAAGUUUUUAAUUUCAGCCUUUUCUCGCGAAUGAAAAGUCCACUUCAAUUAAAACGAUUAUCAAAAUCUCUCAGUGUCGUGAUCUUAAAUAAGAAUGUUACCAUUUAAUCUGUCGAAUGAUGUCAACAUAACAAUUUCAAAUCUUUCAAAAUUUCAAAAUUAAUUCAAAAUCGUAAUCAAGAACGGUUCCAUAAUAUCUCCUCUAAUCACACAAAACUAAAUCUGUAAAGAAAAGCGCUCACGUCAAAGAUUACGCAAGAGCGUAAAAGUAGCUCGAGAAAGAAUUCCGAAUAGGUCAAAAAGGGGCACAACUGACGCGAAACCCACGUCAGAAAAAGAAACCUAUUGAAGAAAGAAUCAAAAAGGUCGCAACAUGUGUUUUUCAACGUGCUCUGGAACAAACGAAAACAGCUCCAAAAGAGUCCGACGAUUUUUAAUUCAUUUUGAAACUAAUUAAUUUGAAUAACGUUGCAAUCAUUGCGUAAUUAGGCCAUUAUCCAAACGAAACAAUAAAAAUCUAUGAUCAACAAUCUACGGCUUGAGCUUAGAUAUUAGCCUGGUGAAAGGCAAUUUUGAUUAAAAAAUUUAAAAAAUAUAGUUUUAAUAAAAACAUAAUUAUACGUUUACUUAGUCUCCCACACGGUAGUGUACAUACGUAUAUUGAGUAUGUAUCUGCAAGAGAGAGGGUGGAUAUAAAUAAAUUAAAAUAUUAUUGUAAAUGAUACAGAUUCUUAGAUGUACAAUCAAUGAAAAGGAAAAGAAAUCUACGAGAGCAUGAAUCGCUAAUACUAAUAACGUUUAUGUAUACUGAUAAUGGACCUUAUAAAGAUAAAUGUUUCAAAGCGUGCAUGCACUAAACAUUUCGGUUCGCACUUCGAAACCUUCUCGAUGAUUUUCUACCUCUUACUGUAAGCCCUCCUUCCUUUUCGUCGAUUGUCAAGAAACGAUAACUAUAAAUGGCAGAGAUGCUAGAAGUGUAAUUUAAUGUAAAUCGGUUGUAUGUGGAUCUAAAAGAAUGCAAGAA
Messenger RNA from Dinoponera quadriceps, 5131 nucleotides. Its product is annotated as runt-related transcription factor 2-like. The record is from RefSeq and is a predicted model, not a curated record. Gene Ontology annotation, molecular function: ATP binding; RNA polymerase II cis-regulatory region sequence-specific DNA binding; DNA-binding transcription factor activity, RNA polymerase II-specific. Gene Ontology annotation, biological process: regulation of DNA-templated transcription. The coding region runs from base 292 to 1269 and encodes 325 amino acids. The transcript is spliced from 4 exons. Gene Ontology annotation, cellular component: nucleus. NCBI's taxonomy places the organism in Eukaryota, Metazoa, Arthropoda, Insecta, Hymenoptera, Formicidae.